This is a messenger RNA of Myxozyma melibiosi, 1423 nucleotides long. RefSeq lists its product as uncharacterized. The coding region runs from base 113 to 1180 and encodes 355 amino acids. Gene Ontology annotation, cellular component: cytoplasm. Gene Ontology annotation, molecular function: FAD binding; D-amino-acid oxidase activity. The transcript has 5 exons. The record is from RefSeq and is a predicted model, not a curated record. Gene Ontology annotation, biological process: D-amino acid catabolic process. Lineage: Eukaryota; Fungi; Ascomycota; Lipomycetes; Lipomycetales; Lipomycetaceae.
CAGUCAACCUCUCUGUGGCCCUUAUCUGUCUCCACCUUCUGAUCUCCUUCUCCAUCACCGUAUCCACUGCCACCCUCUCAAUCCCUCAAUUACCUACACUACCGCACAACAAAUGACCUCCGAAUUAAAGCCAAAGAUUGUAGUUCUCGGCGCCGGCGUCGCGGGCCUCACAUCCGCCCUCCUCCUCGCCCGCACAAAUCUCUACGACGUGUCCGUGAUUGGCAAAUUCCUUCCCGGCGACUUGGAUAUCGAGUACACGAGUCCCUGGGCCGGUGCGAACUGGAUGAGCUUUGUGAAGGACGACGAGGUACUCGAGCGAUACGACAGAAUCACGUAUGCCGAGAUCGCGAGACUUGCAAAAGAGCAUCCUGAAGCAGGUAUCUGGCCCAAGAAAGUCAUAGAGUACGUCCGUGCCGAUGACCUGAUCAAGAACAACCCGCUCCUAGGCGGCCUUCUUGAUGCCCGACCCUGGUUUGCAGAUAUGACCCCCAACUUCAAGCAACUGACCCCAGCCGAAAUGCCAAAAGGCUACGUCCAGGGCAUAACCUACGACUCGUACUGCUUCAACCCGCUCAUCUACCUCCCCUGGCUCGUCUCCCAACUCCUCAGCCACGGCGUCUCCGUCCGCGCGCGCACGGUCUCGCACAUCUCUGAAGCCUUCGCGCACCACGCCUCCGGCCAACCCGCGCACCUCGUCGUCAACUGCACGGGACUCAUGGCGUGCAGACUAGGCGGCGUCAUGGACGACAAAGUCUACCCCGGCCGCGGACAGACCGUGCUUGUGCGUAACCACGCGCCAGCGAUGUAUGACAUCACAGGCUGCUCGGACGCGGACGACGAGCUCACGUACAUCAUGUCGCGGCCCGCGGGGGGUACGAUUCUCGGCGGGUGCUAUCAGAAGGAUAACUGGAACGCGACGCCGGAUCCAAACAUGGCGCAGAGGAUUAUCAGGCGGUGUCUGGAGAUCUGUCCGGAGCUGGAGAGCGAGGGCAAGCUCGACAUCAUCAGACAUAACGUCGGCUUGCGGCCGUCGAGGGAAGGGGGACCUAGAGUUGAGAAGGAGAAGAGGGAGGAGGGGUGGGUGGUUCAUAACUAUGGCGCCGGGGGUGCGGGAUAUCAAUCCUCUUACGGCAUGGCUACUCAUGUAGUAGAGCUCGUGGGCGAGGCUCUCGCGUCGUGACUGGAUCUUCAAUGUCAUGGUCAGAGUAUUCAAUAUUAAUUAUUACAAAAGUACAUCAUUCUUAAAUAUCUUGAUACCACCGUUCUAUAUCCCAUUAUCAUAUCAUGUCACAUCACCAAAAAACUCCAAAACAUAUGUCUCUAUACAUCAGAAUUCCAUACGUCCCUUCUUAUUAAAAUUACGGCCCUUCCACAACCGCCUCUCUCUCUUUCUUUCUUUCUUUCUUUCUUUCCCUGUUUUUCU